CGACGCUUCUUGGACGGCUGCCUACGAUAUCCGCUUUCUAUAUUCCUGAGACACCCUUCGUCACCGUGUCUUGUCGUCUCUCAAGUCGACUACGCAACACAUAGCCUCUAUCCCGCGACCAAAGAACAACCUCCACAUCUCGCCACACCACCAUGCCGACACCCCUCGACCGCGCCACGAGCUCACGUACUCCCUUCUUCGCCUUUGCAGCCAUCGUCACCGGCGUUGCAGCGUGGAGUAUUUGGGGCCAGGAUCUUUUUCCGAGUCAAGAUCCCCAGGGUGAUCCCGAAACCUGGACCCACGAUGAAUGCGUCACCUGGCUGAAGAAACGCAAUCUACACCCAUCGCCGCUAGCCACGACUGCAGAGCUCUUAGAGCGUGUUAAGGCUAACAUGAGGACUCCGCGAAACUGAUUGGGC
Messenger RNA from Trematosphaeria pertusa, 419 nucleotides. RefSeq lists its product as uncharacterized. The coding region runs from base 153 to 413 and encodes 86 amino acids. NCBI's taxonomy places the organism in Eukaryota, Fungi, Ascomycota, Dothideomycetes, Pleosporales, Trematosphaeriaceae. The record is from RefSeq and is a predicted model, not a curated record. The transcript is spliced from 4 exons.